Molecule: messenger RNA, 1503 nt
Organism: Odocoileus virginianus texanus
Lineage: Eukaryota; Metazoa; Chordata; Mammalia; Artiodactyla; Cervidae
Product: melanoma-associated antigen B10-like
Biological process (GO): negative regulation of transcription by RNA polymerase II
Cellular component (GO): nucleus
Source: RefSeq, a predicted model, not a curated record
CAGAGGUUAGGCGGUGAGACUGUGUGGUGCGAGAAGUACGUGGCGUCCGGUCGGCAGAGAGAAGCAUCCGAGUUCUACCAGGGGUAAGGUGAUAGAGUCAUUUACCCUCUUUCUCACGUACUGUCAGUCAUCAUGCCUCGGGGUCAGAAGAGUAAGCUUCGCGCCCGUGAAAAACGCCGCCAGGCUCGACAAGAGCCCAGUGAUCUGGUGGAAGCUCAGCCCACUGAACCAGAGAAAGAAGAAUCCCCUUCUUCCCCAUCUCCUUCUUUUGAAGAUGUUCCCCAGAGCUCAGCUGCCACUGGAACAUCCAGCAGUCUUCAAUUGCCUGGCAAAGUCUGCUCCACCACCACUGUUGCUGCCUCUGUUUCAGAUGCAAAAUUUAGUGAAGGUGCCACCGAUCAAGGAGAGGAAAGGCCAAAAGCCUCUCAGAGUCAAGAUACCAUCCAGCGCCGGCCCAAAGGUCCUGUAGACGAUAAGAUUGCUUUGUUGGUGCAUCACCUUCUGUACAAGUAUCAAACGAAAGAGCCUGUGACCAAGGCAAAUAUGCUGAAACAUGUAACCUACAAGUACAAGAAUCAAUUCAGUGAGAUCCUCAGGAAAGCCUCUGAGCAUCUGGAGCUGAUGUUUGGCCUCGACUUGAAGGAAGCGGAUCCCAACAGGGGUACUUAUGUCCUUGUCAAUAAACUGGAUAUGGGCUUUGACGAAAAGCCAGGUAAUGGCAGAUUUUUUCCCAAGACUGGUCUGCUGAUGAUUGUCCUGGGUGUGAUCUUCACGAACGGCAACUGCGCCACUGAAGAGCAAGUGUGGAAAGUGCUGAAUAAGAUGGAGUUAUAUGAGGGGAAGAAGGACAUCAUCUAUGGGGAUCCGAAGCAGCUCAUCACCAAAGAUUUAGUGCAGGAAAAGUAUCUUGAGUACCGCCAGGUGGCCAAUAGUGAUCCUCCAUGCUAUGAGUUUCUGUGGGGCCCGAAAGCCUACACUGAAACCACCAAGAUGAAAGUGCUGGAGUUUGUAGCUAAGAUCCAUGGUAGGGCCCCCACUGCCUUCACAUCCUUGUAUGCGGAGGCUUUGAGAGAUGAGGAAGAGAGAGCCCAAGCUAGAGCUUCAGCCAGGGCUCGCGCUGCUGCUUUGGCCAGUGGCCACUCCUCGGCCACAGCCCGCAGCUUCUCCUGCACCAAGUGAAGUCUGAGGAAAAUUUGAAGAGAACCGCUGAUGUUCUCACUAGUGGAAGAUUGGGGCAGGGCUGGAGAAAACGGAGUAUAUAUAACAUGUUUGUGUUCCUGUUCUAUGUGGAUAAAUUUGCAUAAAUGUUGCUCCUUUUAGUAGAAAUUUAACUAGCUUCAGAAUCUGAGUUUAUGAAUAAUAUAAAUUAAACAUGUAUUGAUGUUUAUGAGUUUUACUAUUUUAUAGAAGAAAUUGGGAAACUUUGUCUUAUUUACUUAUUCAGAACAAGAUAACAUGUCAUUGGAUUAGGCAUUUCCAAGGAAAUGUGAAAAGAAAUCAGCA